This is a messenger RNA of Peromyscus californicus insignis, 9008 nucleotides long. RefSeq names its product zinc finger DHHC-type palmitoyltransferase 21 (gene Zdhhc21). Gene Ontology annotation, biological process: peptidyl-L-cysteine S-palmitoylation; protein targeting to membrane. Gene Ontology annotation, molecular function: protein-cysteine S-palmitoyltransferase activity. Bases 430 to 1227 code for a protein of 265 amino acids. Lineage: Eukaryota; Metazoa; Chordata; Mammalia; Rodentia; Cricetidae. Gene Ontology annotation, cellular component: endoplasmic reticulum; Golgi apparatus. The transcript has 10 exons. The record is from RefSeq and is a predicted model, not a curated record.
CGGCGACGGCGGCCGUGCCUCCGCGCGGGCGCGCGGGCAUGCCGACACCCACUCGGCCGGUCCCGGCGUCCCGGCUCCCGGAAGCGGAAGGGGAGCGCGGCCCGGCCUGGGCGGCGGAGGCGCGGAGCCGAGUGGAGAGCUGCGGAGCGGGCGGCGGUACUUGCAGGGAACUGUUAAUGACGGGAGGCCCAUAUGAUGGAAUAAGUAAAUAAAGAAAUAAAUAAAAGAAUGACUCAAGAAGAUACUACUUCUCAAUGCAAGUGCCAGACAAAGUACAGCUCAUCUCAGUGAAUUUGCAAGUGAGCUCCUCUGUGUUCCCUGAGUCACAGUCCCUGGGAGGUAUUAUGACUUUUGGUGGCAGAUUGUGACCCUCCUGUGAUGCUCAGGAUUGUCUUCCUGUGGGUUGGCAGGCAGUUCUAGAACUGCAGAAUGGGUCUUCGGAUUCACUUUGUUGUUGACCCACAUGGUUGGUGCUGCAUGGGUUUGAUUGUCUUUGUCUGGUUAUACAAUAUUGUUUUAAUUCCCAAAAUUGUCCUCUUUCCUCACUAUGAAGAAGGACAUAUUCCAGGCAUUUUAAUAAUAAUAUUCUAUGGCAUUUCCAUAUUCUGUCUGGUUGCCUUAGUGAGGGCCUCCUUAACUGAUCCUGGAAGACUCCCUGAAAACCCCAAGAUCCCACAUGCAGAACGGGAGCUCUGGGAGCUAUGCAACAAGUGUAAUCUGAUGAGGCCAAAGCGCUCCCAUCACUGCAGCCGCUGUGGCCACUGUGUGAGGAGGAUGGACCACCACUGUCCUUGGAUAAACAACUGUGUGGGUGAGGACAACCACUGGCUCUUUCUGCAGCUGUGCUUCUACACCGAACUUCUCACCUGCUACGCACUGAUGUUUUCUUUCUGCCACUAUUAUUACUUUCUUCCACUGAAGAAGCGUAAUUUGGACCUCUUUGUUGUUCGGCAUGAGCUGGCUAUCAUGAGACUAGCUGCCUUUAUGGGCAUUACUAUGUUAGUUGGAAUAACAGGACUCUUUUAUACACAACUGAUUGGCAUCAUCACAGAUACAACAUCUAUUGAAAAGAUGUCAAACUGUUGUGAAGAAAUAUCGCGGCCCCGGAAGCCAUGGCAGCAGACCUUCUCAGAGGUUUUUGGCACUCGUUGGAAGAUCCUGUGGUUCAUUCCUUUCAGGCAGAGGCAACCACUGCGCGUUCCCUACCACUUUGCCAAUCACGUCUAACAGAUGGAUGGUGGGCACAGAUGGGUCCUCCAUGCUGGAAAUGCGUUACAGGUUUUAUGAGAAUAGAACUAUGACAGUCUUCAAGUCAAUUAAAAUCCACCCACCAAUCUUAGGCAUCAUAAUGUGCCCCAGGCUUUAUUUUAAUAGUGAUCUUGAUCCUGUUGUGGGACUAAUACAAGAUCUAUAUUUAAGUUUUAAAAGCAUGUUUACUUUCAAAUUAGCCUUCCACUAGGAUUUCUUUAAAUGCUUUUGUUACUAAACUCAAAAGGCAGUGAUUCGGAUGAAAUAAUUGUACAUAAAUUUCCUUCAGUACUCACAGUAUCUUAAAUUUUAAUUUAUAGGAAAUUUGAGAUGUUUAAUGUUUACCUUUAAGCAGUACUAACCAAAUUUGAAUUUAAUUCUUCAGGUUUACAAAACUUGGUACACUUUCUUAUGUGUAAAUUUUCUUUUUUGAAUAUGUUAAAAUUCUUUUCACUACGUCCUUUUCUAGUGCAGCAGGUUUUAACAUGCAGUGUAGGGUGAACAACCAAGGGCAGUGCUGGCCGAGGAGCAGCCCUCUGAGCCUGCCUUCUUUCCUGCUCAUCAGAAGCGAAGUAAGGUACACGAGUAAUGCCCCAACUGCUACCUUAUUAUAAAGGAGAACUUAGCUGUCCUUUCCGCUGCGAUCAGUGAUUGUUAUAGAAUGUUUGCCCCAGGAAAAAUUAGUGACCAGUCAAGCAUAUAUUCCUAUUUUGCCCUAAGAUUCUAAAGACUGAAAAGAAUAGGAAGUUUGCAAUAAUUCCAGUUACUUCUUCAAGUGCAGUUAUAUCAGAAUGCAGAUGUUUUAAAAUGCUAAUAUAACUGGAUGGUGUGUAAUACACAGUAUACAAAGGAAUACUGUGUUUUAAAGUAUGUAUAUUUUUACUUACCUGCCAGUAUAUCUCACUAUACACAUUGAUGGUUUAUAUAUUAUAUAAUAGAUACUGGUCAACUCAGAUCAAACUUUAAAAGUAGGUCAUUAACUUUAUAUAUCAGUAAUCACCCAGGUUGAAAUUGAAUUUCCAUUGCCCAGUUAUGAUUUACAUCACUCUAGAGACCUUGUAUUAAUAACUGAUGCCAGGAAAUUAUCUUAAAGAAGAAUGGUCCAUGGUAGUGAUGGUCCUUGACAUGGAGCCUUUUUGUAUUUGAAGACAUUUUGUAUAAUUUAAUUUUUUCAUUUAGAACACUGCAAAUCCAUAUGUUUGAAAAGUGUGUGUGCUAGUGAUCUUUCCCCUGAAAAUAAUAGUGAAGAAACCUACUACUCCUGAACCAUAUACAUACUUUUCUUAAGGUCGUUGUAAAGUACAGAAUCAUAGCUGGGAAAUGCUGAGACAGAGAUUAUUAUUGUUAGCCAGUCAGCUGUACUGUGGCUAGUUCUUUCAGAUACUGUAAAUGUCUUAUAAAAUAUUCUGAAGUAAUAGAAUAAGCUCUUUUCAGAAAUAUUAAUGCCAUAUUUUCAUGUUCUAAUUAUGUUUAUUAUUUAAAGUCUUAGAAGUGGCAGAUGAAAAUAUUUAUUGGUGCUAAGACAUUUAGUAAGUUUAAUAUAAGAAACAUUUAUAAAGGUUAGGAAACAUAAAAUUAGUAUGUUUAUUUUAAGAAAAGGGGUUGGAUUUUGUGCAAGCUGAUUGACUAAAUUGGCUGAUGACAGAUUCUAAAAGGAAGUGGUGUAUAUAUAAUGUAGGGAGAUACAAGUUGAUGCCUUCAGCUGUAUAUAUUCUAUUCACAUAAGACCUGGAGCAUCCAUAGCAGAGCCAAAUAAAGGCCUGGUAUGGAGCUUUGUAGACUUGCUUAUAUUCUGGAGUAGCAGUAGCUCUGACACAAGGUAAUGGGAAUGGUCUCUUUCCCAUGCUGAGGAUUUGUGGGUAUGGUUUUCUUAGGUUUACCACUUCUAAGGCACAUUCUCUUCCCUUUGUCUUUACUCUCCCGGGUCCUGAUCCUCUCCACAGUUUCUUUGAGUCAUUGGACUACAAACUAAUGCACUAGUUUGAGCUACAGAAAUGCUACUGUCAAUGUAUUUACAUAAUCUAUAUUGCAGUAUAUCUAUAUAUACUUAUGCAGUAUUGUCAAAUGUAUGUCUAACCCCACGAGGGGUUUGUAAUCACUGUUAGAUUCCUGGAGAAAUGCCUAUUGGCCAUUUCCUAGGGAUUAAGCUCCUAUGUUCUUUCUGCGCCCUCUUUUGGCUAAUUGAUGUAAUUAUACUGGCUCUAGGCUUUCACUGUCCCAUUAGUGGGUUGUAUCUCCAAUUUGUGAACAUGUCAGAGGUACACACUUAUGGGAAUAUAUGUAGAAAAGUGUAAAAUUUUAUGAAAAUUGAAAAUGAAUGUGUUACUGUUGGUGAUGCUCCUUCUAGGUAAAUUGCUUGGCUUCAUGUAUGUGUAUUCUUGUACACUUUACUGUCAAUCACAAAUUUAGAUUAGGAUAAGCUAUUUCAUAUUUUACUUUAAACCUUAUUUUGGUAAUUUAAUUUGUUAUCAUUAUGAAGACUUACUUUAAAAUUACUAUUUUAUUACAGAACAAAACAUUUAUUACAAUUGCUGUGGCAACCAUGUUAUCCAGUGUGUUUUACUGAAUAUCUAAAAAAUACAUUUAAUUUUUCAGUUCAGUUUUGGAAUGGUCUCACACAUACACAGACUCAAUUGCCUUAAAAUAAUUAAUAAUUGAUUAAUAAUACUAUUUUUUCUUUGCUUUUUAAGAAACCUUCUCAGUCAGUUAAACCUGUAGAUUCCAUAGUUGCCUCCCUCGUCACUCUGAAUAGCCCUGGGAAUGACUGCAUGUGUGGCGUGCUGGAAAGCAACUAGCAGUGAGAUUGCCUUUCAGUCUGUAUAUUAUGUUGAAGUAUUUAUUUAUAAGUUUCCCAUUUAAGUUUAGCAAAAUAUGUGUUAAAUGAUAUUUUUCCAUUAGCAGAAUCAUUUCUUGGGCUUCUGGAGUUAAAUUUUAUUACUAGGCUGCAGUUACACUUGGUAAACAAUUAGGGUUGGGCCUGCAAGGUGGCUCAGCACAGAAAGGCAUUUGCUGUGCAAGACUGGUGACCAGAUUGUUUCCAGAACCCAUUUAAAGGUGAAGGUAAGAAAAAACAAAACAAAAACCAAACCUGACUCCACAGAGUUGUUCUCUGACCUCUGUGCACAUGCCUUGGCACACAGGCUCCCUCCCCAGCAUCAUGCUUGUGUGCUCGUGCGCUCUCUCUCACACACACACAAUUUUUAAAACUUUAAUUAGAUAAGUUUAAUGUAGGCAACAAUGGACUUAGUUCCGAGUCUCCUAAACAUUAAGUGAUCUAUUAAAGAGUCUUGGUACUUUGUAACCAGACUUGUUUCAAAUUACUAAGCUAGCUGAUGUUACAUGAAAAUAAAAACACUAUUUUGUUUAAAAAUUGUUUUAAAAUAUUUUAGUUAACAUAAAAGAGCCAUUUACAAUUGUAGCUAACAUAGUAACUCUGUUCCGGAAGAGAGUUUACUUAAUAGUAAUAAAGUAGGGGCUGGAUGUACCUCAGUGACAUACACAAGAGGCCCUGGUUCAAGCCCAGGAGGAGAAAGGGAGAGAUGUAGAGGAAGUGAGGCAGCCAUCUCCACUAACACUAGAACAUCUCACUAAUGUGGAGAGGUGGCUCCAGUAAGGAUGGUAGCUCAUUCUAACCAGUCUUAAUCGACUUCAAGUUACUUCCAAACAGGUAACUGUUUUGUGUAAAGGAUGUGUUAAUUCUAAACACUAAUCACAAAGAUCCAAAUUAUGAGCACACUUCUCAACAGGAAGUACCAAUGAAUUUAGAUGAAAGCCACGUAGUUUCCUAUGUUAGAUCAUAGGUAGUUUGAAUGUUCUUACAUGUAUUGCUAAAAAUCACAACCUGUCUUGCAGUGGCUUAAUAUGGCACUAAUAUUCAUUCACAUUUGCUGAUUUUUGUCUAGACUGUCUGUUCUCUGGCUAGUUAGUGCUCUUGUAUGUCAUGUGUCCGAUAACCUAGCUACAGUUCACUAAACUAUAGAAGUUCAUUAUGUAAAUUUUGACAUGAACUCUACUACAUAGAUAUAUUGGGAAUUUAUUACAAACAUUAUGUAAUUUACUAAUAGUUAAAACAUUAGACUUUCAUCCACCUCUAUUAAUGCUUUGAAAAUUACAAGUAUUGGCAAAUGUAGAUAGUAAGUCCUAUAAACUUAGUGUGUUCUACUUGCUAGUAUUAUUGACCAUAUAGUUAACUAAUGAGUGAGUAUAUGAUUCAGUACCCACAUCUGUUGCCUCUUGUUGUAGGUACCAUGCUCAGAAUUUAUCUACAAAUACAGAUUUUAGGAUAGUUAUGUUUAGCUGUUCUUAGAUUCUACAGUACUCUAUAGCAGAUGUGGGGAAAGAUAGAAGCUGUUUACUUGAAGUAUUUUAUACCAGUAUUGUCAUUGACCAGAGGAACCAAUAUUUAGCAUUUAUGCUGCCUUUGUGAUGGUUUAACUUCAAGAAGUGACUUUUCUCACUUCCCUUGUCUUUCUGCUUUUUUUAAAAACAAAAUUUAUUUUUAAAAGCCAUUUUGUUAAAACCAAAUAACAUUUUUAUCAGUUCUUUAGAUGUGGCAAUAUUAUCUGCUAGUGAUAAUUUGAAACAAAUUAUUAUUAUUAUUUGAAGACAGUGUUUCACUGGCUUUGAACUCAGAAUCCUCCUACCUUUGCCUCCCAAGUUCUAGGGUUACAGUCAUAUGCUGCUAUGUUUGGCUUAAUGCUUAACAUUCUUGAGUCGUUGGUAUUACUGAUGCCAUUAUCAUAUCUUUUACUAUAUUGUUGUUUUUCCUCCUCGCAUACCCUAGAGUUCAGGUACCAAUGAGCAGCAAAUAGCCAAAAAUUGGAUAAAGAAAGUAGGAACAUUAGUAAGAUAGAGAGAAGGCUGAAUGGACAUGAAUAAUCAGCCUCUCUGCAAAAGAGUUGACUAGGCCUGGGACUGGGAUAUCAGAGACUCCCCUUGCCAUCUCCUGGUCCCCGGCUAGCACUGUUUACUGUAAGAGUCUUUGGUUCUGGAAAGCAUCUGCUCUGACUUAUUUCAUCUCCACUUAAUUGGUCUUUCUCUUCAGCUGGCCAGAUGCUCUUGAGAGAUGGUUUUUAAUUUUAGAGAAUUGUGUAGGAUAUGUUAACCUGCAUCGUUUUUAACAUGCACAUGUUAAAAAUAACAUGGAAGUGCAGCUGUGUAAUACAGAGGAGAAAUCAUAGGUUGCCCGAAGUUUGAGAAAACAGGAACCUAUUUUAGCAGUCUCUUAGGGCAAAAAAGAACACUGAGUCACCAGAGAAAAUCAACAGUUGAGGUAUGAAGGAUGGUUUACACUUUAAAGAUUGGGGUCUUCUGCUGUUCUUAAGACCCUGGAGGUCUUUGUUUCUGUUGGCAUUUUUAAUUCAUUACCUCGUGUGUGUGCUGGUAGUGCUUCCCACACUUGCUCAACUGUAUAAUUAACUAAUUACACACAUAUAACAUAUUUUUCAUCUCAGAAGCUUUAUAUGUAAAGAUGUAGCCCAAACUGCCAUAACCAGGCCAUCUCCUUUUGUAGCUUUGCUUGCCCUUUUCACUCAGCACGGUGUCUGAUCGUUUGUAGGCUGUCCGUUAAGAGGGAAGAUUGUGUGCGUACUGUGAGCUUUGUGUCCGAGCCAGUGUGGAUGGAUGGUGUUCUAACCUACUGGUGCCUGAAGCUUGUGUUUUACAACCUGAGCAACUAAAACAUCCUGGUGCUAUUCACUUUAGCUUUGAGUUACAGUCUUAAUUCUUGAACCAAAGAGUUAAUUUUCUUUUUGGUUGGCUGGAAGUUAGCUUCUCACAUCUAUGUCUGAAGAAGUGAACAGCUGAUGGAACUUUCUUUCUCUGUGUGCUAGCUUGGCAGAGUCAGUUGAAAAUGAUUGUUAUUUAGACUUAGUUUUUAUUCUGUUAUGCAGAAUGGUGUGGGUUUUAAUUUUGUAUUUUAAUAUAGUGUGGCUACUUUAUAAGGUCUUUUAAUAGCUGAAGCUACUAAAAUUCUCGAAUCACUUUUCCCCUUGGUUUCACUUUGGCAGAGAAGAAAAACAUUAUUUCUAUAAGCAAAGCAUUCUAUUAGACACAAAUGCUGAAAGAAAGGACAAAUAAUGGUCCAUUUUUAAUUACAAGUCAAGCAUUUAGCAUUUCUCUCUAUGUGGAUAUAAUCCUUAAUGACUUAAAGAAUGGUAUAGCUAUUUGCCUGUGUUUGAAAAUAAGAUGAAAUUAAAGGACACUUUAAAAAAUAUAAGUCAUAUACACACUUUCCCAAUAGGAAAUGCAAAAGUACCUUGACUUGAGCAAACAUCCUAACAGAAGUUGAGCUUUAUAACAGAAGCAGUCUGGAUGCUGCUGCUUACGUGGAAGUUAGAGUGAGAUUGUUUUACAAACGAAUUUUUUUAGUGAUUCAUUUCACAUGACUGGCAGAACACAGUCCUACGGAUGGACUUGUCUGGGGUAAUACUGCUGCAUGUGAUUGGUGUCCCUGUUCUUCCCCAGAAACUCUACAGACACUCAUCAUUGUCUCCUUAAAACUGAAGCUGAGUGACUGACAACAACUCAGGCCAGGAAGUGACAGAGCAGGCGGCUGGGAAAGUCGACAGUCUCACUGACAAUGCUGUGUUGUUUCCAUCGGCUUCAGUCUGUAUCUCCUUAAUGUUGAUCCAGUAUGUGGUUUGGCAGUGAAUUCCGAAUGGAAAAAAGAAUCAAGUCUAAAACUUGAGAGGUGAUGAACUCAUGUGCAUGAAGUAUGUCUAGAUGAGCAGAUAAGAGAGGAAGCAGGGCCUGGGUGGGGAGGGUGGCACUGUGUCCCUUGUGAGUUGUGUCGCCACUGGAUUGACUCUUAAGAAUCCUACUGCUUGUCCAUUGUUCAAAAGGCAGAAUGUAGUAAUGUUUCCCAAGUUGUAGAUAGGAACAAAUUUACCACUGCUUUCUGUGUCUUGGUGUGAUUAUUAAAAAGCAAAGAAAAAAUUAAUAUAGAUAGAAAAAAUCAACUGAAGGUAAAAAAGGAAGAAAUUCCACCCCAAUCAGAGGUAUUUAAAUCAAUGGGUUGUGAGCCCAAGGACAGAAGAGGCUCUUGGGAAAACAGAGUUCGUGGACCAUGAUAGAUGAGCACACUCUGGCAAGUGCAAUCACCACCCAACACCUGUGUCAUUUUGAGACUCCUAAAAUUUGAUGUCAGCCCCAAUUCUCACAUAUUCCUAAUGAAAGACCCUUCCUGAGUUUUAGUAAUGGUAUUCCUGUAGGUGUCUAGGAAGACCCUGUCUUUAGUAAUGGUAUUCCUGUAGCUGUCUAGGAAGACCCUGUCUUUAGUAAUGGUACUCCUGUAGGUGUCUAGGAAGACCCUGUCUGGAAGCUUGCCGUGUGCUGCUCAUGCAGCUGUAGUGUGGGGGAGUCCGCGGGCGAUUGCCUGCCUCGUCUGCUGUUUUGCUUUGUCUUACCCUAAGAAAAUCUUCACUAACAUCCGAGUGUAAUGAGGAGGAGGAGGAGGGUGCGUAAGAGAAGCGAGAGUGCUUCGAGGAGAGGGAGGAUGCUGAGAGGUGGGAACCAUGGGAUACCCUCAUUUGUCUACAUGAGAAGUCCACACUGGUUCUUGGAGGGAAGACGAACUGUGUAUCUACCUUAAGAACAACAUUGCUCUUAAUUUAUUUUAGUGAUUUGUUUUAUUCAUGUAAUGUUCUAUUUUCUUUGCAAAUUGCUUUUAAUUUAAAUUGUGGAAUUUUUACUUCUCUUGAGAUGUACUAUGUACUGUAUUUUUAGAAAUCUUAUUUUUAAAUAAAUAUUUUUGAAAAACA